This is a messenger RNA of Vigna radiata var. radiata (mung bean), 1058 nucleotides long. RefSeq names its product probable caffeoyl-CoA O-methyltransferase At4g26220. NCBI's taxonomy places the organism in Eukaryota, Viridiplantae, Streptophyta, Magnoliopsida, Fabales, Fabaceae. The record is from RefSeq and is a predicted model, not a curated record. The transcript is spliced from 5 exons. Gene Ontology annotation, molecular function: S-adenosylmethionine-dependent methyltransferase activity; O-methyltransferase activity. Bases 232 to 948 code for a protein of 238 amino acids.
CUACCCAUUAAUUUUUCUUAUCUGUAUCCAAGAAAAUGUCUCUGAAGAGCAUGAAAAGAUGGUGAUCAAGAACUAAAUGAAGCAUUCUUUGUCUGAAAGAUUAUAAAGAAGCAACUGAUAUUAACUAAAAAAACCUAUAUAAUACAUUCCUACCGUUAUUGAUUGAGACUAUUAAAGAACAUUGGAAUAGCCCAAAAUAAUUAAUAUGCUGUGCUAAGAGUUUACUGAGAAAUGGAGAACAUAUCUGAGCCAAAAGUGUUCGCAAAUACAGUCAUAUUGCAGAGUGAGGGAUUACUAAAGUAUAUAUUGGAGACUGGCGUUUAUCCACGAGAAGCAGAGACCCUCAAAGAGCUAAGAAAUGAAACUGCAAAGCAUCCCAUGGGUUUCAUGGGUGCUGCACCUGAUGCGGGUCAGCUAAUGGCCAUGCUCUUGAAGGUUUCGAAUGCUAAAAAGACAAUAGAAGUUGGAGUUUUUACUGGAUACUCUCUUCUCCUCACUGCACUCACAAUUCCAGAUGAUGGAAAAAUUAUAGCGAUGGAUCCAAACAGAAAAGCAUAUGAGAUAGGGCUACCAUUCAUUAAAAGGGCUGGUGUUGAACACAAGAUCGACUUCAUAGAGUCUCCAGCUUUACCAGUUCUUGAUAAGCUCUUAGAAGAUGCUGGAAAUGAGGGGAGUUUUGACUUUGCAUUCAUUGAUGCUGACAAAAAGAAUUACUGGAAUUACCACGAGAGAGUUAUGAGAUUGGUGAAGAUUGGUGGAAUAGUUGCAUAUGAUAACGCAUUGUGGGGAGGAACUGUUGCCUUGCCUGAAAAGGCAGUUUCGAAGGAUAAACAAGAGUGGAGACUAUUAUCACUAGCUUUCAACGAAGCAAUUUCAAAGGAUUGUCGUGUUGAAAUUGCUUUUGUUUCAAUCGGUGAUGGAGUCAUUAUCUGCAGGCGUAUUGCUUGAUUCUCGUCUCAAGCAAUACGAGGUAUUUAUAAAGUGAUGUAUAACUUUCAAGUAGACUUGUAAUACAAAUACUAAAUAUAUAAAUAUCAAAAAUAAUGUUUAACUAGUUA